AUGUGGACCGCAUUGUGGACUCUUUUGCUACUGCUUCUAUGUGGUGUCCAGGGAAUACUGGGACAGGACGUAGCCCAAAACCAGAGUGCAUCCGCGAUAGAGCCCCGAAUCGUGGGCGGAAUCAGGGCGAAGCUGGGUCAAUUUCCGCACCAGAUUUCCCUGCGUCUCCGUGGAGAACACUACUGCGGUGGAGUCAUAAUCUCUGCCAGCCACGUAAUCACCGCUGGCCACUGUGUGAAGCACGGGAACGAUGUAGUUCCGGCAGAUCUAUGGUCGAUCCAGACGGGCAGUCUGCUCCUCUCGAGCGGCGGGGUGAGGAUUCCGGUGGCCGAAGUUAUCAUGCAUCCCAACUAUGCCACUGGUGGACACAACGUUAGGACUAUUAAUAUACCUAUAAUACGUCUUAAAGUGAUUUUCUCAGGAACAUCACCUUGUUGGGCAAAAAUGGAAAAUGAGCAAUUUCGUUAA
Messenger RNA from Drosophila sechellia, 468 nucleotides. Its product is annotated as trypsin 3A1. Gene Ontology annotation, molecular function: serine-type endopeptidase activity. The record is from RefSeq and is a predicted model, not a curated record. The transcript has 2 exons. The coding region runs from base 1 to 468 and encodes 155 amino acids. Gene Ontology annotation, biological process: proteolysis. Lineage: Eukaryota; Metazoa; Arthropoda; Insecta; Diptera; Drosophilidae.